UUCGAGCUCUUGAUCGACACGAAACAUGAUGCUACACACAGCUGCACCCUUGUAACCACAGCUGCCAAGAGAACGAUCUCAUGAGCGCAGAACGUGCGACCCAUCGUAGUCUGCGUCAGUGGACGUUGAGGCUGCGCAGCGCUGCAAUGCCGGACUGCGAACGUUUGACGAAACAUUGACAAAGGAUCGAUCCAGUCAACAACAAUGGCUUGUAUGCUUCCAAACACCCGGAGAAUAUUGUUCAAAGCGACGAUAUUCGUGCUUGCUUUGCUGGCAGCUGGGCAGUUUUUGAUAAAUCAGAAAAAUUUUCGAUCUAGUCUUGCCCUGCAGAACUGUGAGGAAAGUUUAAAAGAAAUCACUCGAUUAAAGAGCGAAAGUGAGAUUUUUCAUAGGAAUAAAAAUAAAGUUGAAGUCCCUCCCCCUCAGAAGCCCCCUCCCCUCAGAAUCCCCCGCAGACCUCCCUCAGGGAUCAAAAGGUGCCGCUAUGCCUCUAUACCGUGACUUCUUCGUCCAAGACACCUGGCCAGGUGUGGAUCUAAGCCUCGGUCUCACGCUGGGAGGCCUGCCUCGGACAGUGUACUAUCUGUGGUGCGGUGACAAGCAGUUCCUCUUUGGACACUACCUUGUUCUCCUCUCCUCCAUCAGGAUUCUUCGAGCCUCAAAGGUAAUCUUUCUGCACGACCAUCUGCCCCAAAACGACGGCAACCUCUACAACACCUGGUUUGACGAGUUCAAAUACUCCGUCCCCAAUUUCCAGCUGCUUCAGGUCUCUGGUACUUGUGGGAGAAAAGACUCACUGAAGGCUGUGUUGGAGCUCUUGCCGACAGAAGGAGGAAUUGUUCUGGGCGAAAAUGCCCUUAUUCCUCGUCUGCCUACAGGAAUAGAACACAUGCCGUUAUGGUUGGCCUUGUCUGGCGAGGACGUUAGUCGUGGAGUGCUGAUCGCGCAGCGUGGCUUCAACAACACAAAGUCACAUGACUAUCUCCGUGACGUCAAGUCAGCCAAAGCCUCUUGCGUCACAGCGGAGCAGUACACGGCGCCUGUUGACGACAUUCAUUGCAUCAUAGUCGACAGUGACGUACAUCCCCGUGACUGUGGCAAGGGCAGACGCCGUUCGCGGAGCUGGCUCGCUGGCUGUAUUACGGCAGGCGCUCCCCGAUACUUGCCCUUCCUGACCCCAGCCGACCCAUCCCGCGUAUCGCGCACUACGUGUGGCUGAAGAAGAACCCCUCAGCCGCUGACCUGGACUUGCCCUUCUCAAAGUUCCUGAGCAUGAUCAGCGCCCUCUACGUCGGGGGCUUUCAACAUGUGUAUGUCCAUGGCAACAUGGAACCUGAAGGCGAAUGGUGGCAACAGCUACGCUCUGAGAAUGUCACCUUCGUCAGAAUCGAGAAGCCGACUCCCAUGUUUCAGAUGGACUUUCCUAAUCUCCAGGCCAGCAGCGACUUCCUCAGAUCCAUCUUGCUCUUGAAUUACGGCGGAGCCUACAUGGACACCGACGCCUUGUGGACGAGUCGGGUGCCGGACUGGCUGCUUCACUACCCUGUCGUCGCGUCCUUCGAUUGGCCAAUAAGUGGCCCCUGGCCUAACACCUUUAACCUGGGCGUCUUGCUAGCCCGACCACAGGCCCCCUGGUUACGUCAUUGGUUGACCACGUUUCGUCACUACCGGUUGUCAGAUUCUGGCUUCACGGCUACGCUCAUGCCUUACCGGGUGUAUGAACACUACCCCGAUGAACUUUACGUCUACAGCCGAUUACAGGUAAUUUGCUACCACAACAUAUGCCAUCCGACGUGGGAGAAGGACUUCAUGCGAGACUUAGACGACAAGCAACCGACGCUGCCGUUUAACGUCACAGAUGUACACGCCAUGCACGUCACCCAGCCAAAGCCCGCUGCGUCAUGGGAGACGCCGAAGACAUUAAAGAAGGGGGCCGACUUUUUUGCGGAGUUCGGUCUCAAUGUUCUCAAGCAAAGCGGCAGGAUGCACCUGUUACAAUGACAGACCUCUGAAAGGACAUUGGUAGUACUUGAAGGUAAAAUAAAUUGAGAAAGUAUGCGCGCGUCGUGUAAGGAUUUUUCAAUGAGAUUUGAAAGACAAUAAACCGACAAAUCUGUUCAACGUUACAGAACUGCAUGCCUAGCACGUGACCUCUAAGACUUCAUGUCAUUUGACGCGUCCAAGAACUAUAAGGAGGGUACCAACCUUUUUCCAAAGAUUGGAAUAUGUUACUAUUACAGCCACUUUCUUUCCAACGUUCAACGACGUAGCGGGACGUAUUCUGUGUAACUGUCCUUUAACUGCAUCUGUCAAUUCAUGCAUCAAUGUCAAUUUUUCAUCUGCGCAAAGGUUUCGUAAUGGGUGAUCAGCUGGGACAUGUUUAUGGAAUGCUAUGUUUUACUAAUUCAAUUUUAAUAUUUUGACUUUGUUUUAAAAUGACAAGAUGAAAAAGUGGGUGUAUGUUUUCUAUGUGCACAUUAUCUCACCAUGGCUACAUUAAUAUUUUGGAAAGCUUUAUUUACUCAUCUUUUUCGCAUCAUUCUCAGGCAUUUUUAUUUUAAUUUCAAUAAUAAAAAAAGAAUGGUGGAUCAAGAUGUGAUUUCUUAAGUAUGUGAAGUCAUGUGAUAUGUUCCUGGGGAAACCUUUGAGAUCAAGCAUUAUUACACUGCAUGGACCACAAUAUUAUCACAAGCUGCCAAUGCGUCAGAAAAUAUUAGGUUGUUGGAAAGUCAUAAUGUAUUUUCUGUUUUUCUCUGCUGGUAGGUCUGUUUUACUUUUGAAAACUGUUUUAGUUUAAGUCAGUUUAAAAUGACUAAAAUAACAAUACAGGCAACUAAAAUUAAACAACUGUACAAGAAUUAAAAUUGAGAUAAGGUUAAUAAAUGCAUGCUACGCAUUUGAUAUGCGGGAAAAUGUGU
Molecule: messenger RNA, 2918 nt
Organism: Pomacea canaliculata
Lineage: Eukaryota; Metazoa; Mollusca; Gastropoda; Architaenioglossa; Ampullariidae
Exons: 4
Coding region: 1273-2001 (242 amino acids)
Source: RefSeq, a predicted model, not a curated record